AUGGUGCUUCCCUGUGGGUUUACGUUAGGGUCCCACAUGACGGUUGUGGGGAAACCGAGGUUGGCUCAUGCUGAGACCGACCCGAAAAUUUCUUUGCUGAAGGAGGGACAGUAUGUGAUGGUUUCGCAGUUUAUGAUGGAGUUGCAGGGUUUGAAGACAGUGGAGGACGAGGAUCCUCCGAGGAUUUUGCAUCUUAACCCGAGGCUAAAAGGGGAUUGGAGCGGAAAGCCGGUGAUCGAGCACAACACGUGUUACAGAAUGCAAUGGGGAACUUCUCAGAGGUGCGAAGGCUGGAAAUCUCGUGCCGAUGAGGAGACUGUUGAUGACAUGGUGAAAUGUGAAAAGUGGAUACGGGAUGAUGAUAAUGGCUCGGAGGAAUCAAAGGCGACAUGGUGGCUAAACCGACUAAUUGGACGAACUAAAAAAGUGACUGUUGAUUGGCCGUUUCCUUUUGCUGAAGGCAAACUGUUUGUGCUCACUCUAAGUGCUGGUCUUGAAGGUUACCAUGUCAACAUUGAUGGAAGACAUGUCACUUCAUUUCCAUAUCGCACUGGAUUCACCCUUGAGGAUGCCACUGGAUUAUCGUUAAAUGGAGAUAUCGAUGUUCAUUCUAUAUUUGCUGGUUCCUUGCCCACAUCACACCCGAGUUUUGCUCCUCAGAGGCAUCUCGAUUUGUCCGAAGAAUGGAAAGCUCCUCCUAUCCCAUCCGGGCCCGUUGAACUCUUCAUCGGUAUUCUUUCUGCAGGCAGCCACUUUGCAGAAAGAAUGGCUGUGAGGAAAUCUUGGAUGCAGCACAAGCUAAUUAAAUCAUCAAAAGUUGUCGUGCGUUUUUUUGUCGCUUUGAAUGCAAGGAAGGAAGUGAAUACAGAAGUAAAGAGAGAGGCUGAGUUUUUUGGAGAUGUCAUUAUAGUGCCAUACAUGGACAACUACGACCUUGUUGUUCUCAAAACUGUAGCCAUAUUUGAAUAUGGGGUGCGGAGUAUAUCGGCUAAGUAUAUUAUGAAAGGUGAUGAUGACACAUUUGUGAGAGUAGAUGCUAUUCUUAACGAAGCAAAGAAAGUUCGAGAGGGCAAGAGCUUAUAUAUUGGAAAUAUAAAUUACUAUCAUAAGCCUUUGCGCAGUGGUAAAUGGGCCGUCACAUACGAGGAAUGGCCAGAGGAAGAAUAUCCACCCUACGCAAACGGGCCGGGCUACAUCGUCUCAUCCGACAUUGCAAACUUUAUUCUUUCCGACUUUGAGAAACAAAAUUUAAGGUUGUUUAAAAUGGAAGAUGUUAGUGUGGGAAUGUGGGUGGAGAAAGUAAAUAGCACAAGGCCCGUUGAGUACGUACAUAGCCUGAAAUUCUGCCAGUUCGGAUGCAUAGAAGACUACACAACGGCUCAUUACCAAUCCCCAAGACAAAUGAUCUGUCUUUGGAACAAGUUAAAGCAUCUAGGAAAGCCCUCGUGUUGCAAUGUCAGGUGA
Molecule: messenger RNA, 1464 nt
Organism: Striga hermonthica
Lineage: Eukaryota; Viridiplantae; Streptophyta; Magnoliopsida; Lamiales; Orobanchaceae
Source: the annotation of a GenBank genome assembly